CCCCUCAUCCAUCGGCGCCCGCCGUGCCCAAAUCCGCCCGUGAAUUCCGCGUGAGGAUCGCGGCCGGCGUGAUCCCAUCCCAAUCCCGUAAAACUUGCCGUCUGCAGCAGCAGUGCCGCCCCUCCUCUCCCACCGCCCUCCUCCCUGUGUGCAGGCCGCAGCGCCACCCCUCGAUCCCCUCCAUCACCUUCCUCCCCAUCCGCAGGACACAGCGCCGCCUCCAUCCCCAUCCAUGGAGGCCGGCGGCUUGGAGAGCAGGGGCGGACGGUGGGUGGAGGCAUCUCCGGAGGGGCGGGGGCACACCGCGCUGUGCCGCGUGCUGGAUGCGCUCCGGCGGGCCGGCGGACCGAGGAGAUCCAGAUGGAGGCGGACUCCGUCAUCGAGGACGCCCGUGCCAAGGCCGUCUCGGCUGUCAAUGACCUCCCGCGGGGCCGCCGGCCCGAGGAGAUCCAAAUAGAAGCGGACUCCAUCGCAAGGAGGUUCGUGCUUCGCCGUGCGCCUCGGCGAUGUCGCGGCGGCCGAGAUGCUCGUGGCGGCCCAGCCAUGGCAGCAGCAAUAGCAGGCGACGAUGAUUGUGGAGGGGCCCUCGCCGCGCUGCUGGAGUGGUGCGGCGGCGCCUUGCCGUUUCUCCAGGCGACCGUCGGCGUCUCGCCUGCCGGUCAGGCCUAUUCCGUGACCCGUCCGCGGUGAGCAAGGUCUGGGCGAUGGCGACGACCGCUAGGGCUGAUGUGGAGGCCAAGGAGAGGGCGGCCAGGGAGGCGAAGAUGAAGGCGGAGGUGGAAGGCAGGGGCUGGAGUGGAGAAGGCGGCCAAGGCUGUGGCGGCGGCGGACAAGCCAGAGAGCUCGGCGGAGAAGGACAGCAGAGGUGCAUAAGAAGGAGGACAACAUGAGACGUUAUAGAGGAGAAAGCUCAUGACCUGAUUGCAGAUGCCAUUACAAAACUGGAGAUGGAGUACGGCGUCGCCUCUCACGCCGCCCUCCUCGCCGUUGUUCUGCAAGCAGGUCAGCGGUCCCGUCUACCGCUCGUGCUGCCAUCACUGCCGUCUAUUCAGAUCCAGAAUUGUUUUUAUUCCAUAUCAUCACUUCCCACUAAAUGUUAGGCCAGUGAGAAGAUGGGGAGCUCCUAUAGCAAGUAACUACUCGGAGUUGUUUACUGGCAACCUCCUAAGUCAGCUACGAAUAAGAUUGAAAGAAUCAUCAGGGAACCGGUGGUCAGUAGAUAUGGUUCUGAUGAUGGACUUCUAGAACAUCGUGAAGCACUUCUUGAAAAGGUAAAUUCUUUAUUUGUCAAGUGAGAAAUGAGAACAAGAUUCAUUUGCGUGUCUUUUGGAAAUUUGGAAGGAAAAAUCAUGAUGCAAGGAGCUGCAAAUUGUCUCUGCAAUUUUGUCUGAGUAACAAUAAAAAAAAGCAUGAGAUCA
This is a messenger RNA of Panicum virgatum (switchgrass), 1418 nucleotides long. RefSeq names its product aromatic aminotransferase ISS1-like. NCBI's taxonomy places the organism in Eukaryota, Viridiplantae, Streptophyta, Magnoliopsida, Poales, Poaceae. The transcript has 5 exons. The coding region runs from base 928 to 1245 and encodes 105 amino acids. The record is from RefSeq and is a predicted model, not a curated record.